UACGUGGUAAAUCACAUUUGAGAAAAGAGUUGCGAGUAUUCUGAGUUUUCUCGGGUUCCGUGAAUGCCUCUUCGGUUGGGAGGGAUUUACUUCCCGGAAGACGUCGGUGAGAGUCCUGUGGAUUGACGGGAGCCUAAAACCAUUUCUACAAUCUAGUUUGCUUAAACUUGCUUGCUCCAGACCAGGAUGAUUGAUGUUCGAGCAUGGGCAGAGUACAUAGUGGAGUGGGCUGCCAAAGACCCCUACGGUUUCCUCACCUCUGUCAUACUGGCUCUAACACCUUUCUUCAUCGCCAGCGCGUUGCUGUCCUGGAAACUGGCCAAAAUGAUCGAGGCACGUGACCGAGAGCAGAAGAAGAAGCAGAAGCGUCAGGAAAACAUAGCCAGAGCCAAGAGGACCAAGAAGGACUGAGCGUCACCCUAAGAGAACGAGGGCACAUAAAAGGGAUAUGAAACCAUCUUAAACCACUGCCUUCUUUCUUCCAAAUGACGUGGCGUCCUUCCUCGUUUGAGCUGUAAUGUCAACUCAGGGCUACUAUGCCUCACGCAUAGGAGGCGUGGCGUUGGCCCUACAGACCUUUGACAGUGCUGAGAUGGACACUAUCGCCUACGGAAGGCUUGUUCCACUGAGACUCUGGCCAGCAAGAGCUCAGCGGUUGUCCAAGUGAUGUUUUUAUAUCAACACCUGUAGCCGUGCAGCUGUUAUAACACCUUGCAUUCCAUUGUUGACACCUCGGUUUGACUAAUUUGACUUGACCAUUUAAUCGUCUUCUGAUCUUGCGAGCAUCCCAAAGUAUUAACUUUUUGUCAAUAAAAUCUUUUAUGGAUAAAAAUGUCAACUUUUAAAGAAAAUUAGUGUUUUUGAUUUUGUAAACAUUCAAAAGAUGUUUAAUCAGAAGGUUGUUUACUCCUUAAAUGAAGCCUUCGUUUUCAAAGAGAACGCAUUUCAAAAAAACUUUAAAGUUGCACAAAGUACUAAACUUUAACAUACACACAAAUCACAUUUAUUUGUUCAAAAUGUUGUCGAGACUAACUUGUUGCCAUGGAUGCAUACACAGAUAAAUAAAUAGCUAAAUUUGA
This is a messenger RNA of Oryzias melastigma (Indian medaka), 1079 nucleotides long. It is a transcript of the gene smim15, whose product is annotated as small integral membrane protein 15. Bases 187 to 411 code for a protein of 74 amino acids. The transcript is spliced from 2 exons. The record is from RefSeq and is a predicted model, not a curated record. Lineage: Eukaryota; Metazoa; Chordata; Actinopteri; Beloniformes; Adrianichthyidae.